AUGUCAACGGCCGAGGUCCUCUCGCUCUCGGACUCCGCCGAGGAGACCGUGGACCUGUCAGCCAGCCUGAGCCAGCUGGAGCUGUCGGGCGAGGUGGUGGAGCGCCCACAGGGCGUCGGAGGAGACGACCUCUCGGGCCACCUCUCCGACACGGCCGACCUGUCGACCAGCGGCCUUCACCUCGGCAGCCACUUUGAGCCGGCGCUGCCACCCGAUGCGCCAGCUCGGGCCGCGCCAGCGCCACCAGCGCCGCUGAACCCUUUCCUGGCCGAAAGCGCGGCGCAGCGCGAGGAGGCGAAAGAGAAGAUGGCGGUCGAGCGGCGUGCCAAGAGGGAGGCGUCGAGGCGAGCGGCGACAUGA
Messenger RNA from Emiliania huxleyi CCMP1516, 360 nucleotides. RefSeq lists its product as hypothetical. The transcript is spliced from 2 exons. The coding region runs from base 1 to 360 and encodes 119 amino acids. The record is from RefSeq and is a predicted model, not a curated record. NCBI's taxonomy places the organism in Eukaryota, Haptophyta, Isochrysidales, Noelaerhabdaceae.